Messenger RNA from Paramormyrops kingsleyae, 2629 nucleotides. RefSeq names its product guanine nucleotide-binding protein G(z) subunit alpha-like. NCBI's taxonomy places the organism in Eukaryota, Metazoa, Chordata, Actinopteri, Osteoglossiformes, Mormyridae. The record is from RefSeq and is a predicted model, not a curated record. Gene Ontology annotation, cellular component: heterotrimeric G-protein complex; cytoplasm. Gene Ontology annotation, biological process: adenylate cyclase-modulating G protein-coupled receptor signaling pathway. Gene Ontology annotation, molecular function: GTP binding; GTPase activity; G protein-coupled receptor binding.
GGGGAGCAGAUGAGCGCCGCGGGGGCGACCCAAAGCGGCACCAGAGGAGCCAUGCGGGAGGGCAACCAGAGGCCUCUGACGGGGCGCAGGCCGCUGAUAUGACCUUUGGCCACCAGAGAGCGCCACCCAAGCUGCCCAUCCUAUCCCAGUAGGACCGCAUUCCUACACUGGCCCGGAAGGCCGGAAGAAACGGAAUAAAGGGGUGAAAAAAGCAGAUGUAAGAGGAGUCUGGGUAGAAUUGCUGAUUUUCCCAAGUGCUCCACACCUCCAGAAAAGCAAUAGUUGUAUCAUUUAAAAAAAAAAUAAAUAAAAACUUUUUUGUUUUGAUCUACUGUUCACCACCGUGCUCUGUUGGCCACGCCCCUUUCCCCAUAAAGAGGAGCAUCAUGGGAUGCCGGCAGAGCUCGGAGGAGAAGGAGGCGGCCCGGCGCUCCCGCCGCAUCGACCGGCACCUACGCUCGGAGAGCCAGCGGCAGCGUCGCGAGAUCAAGCUGCUCCUGCUGGGCACCAGCAACUCGGGCAAGAGCACCAUCGUCAAGCAGAUGAAGAUCAUCCACAGCGGGGGCUUCAACCUGGAGGCCUGCAAGGAGUACAAGCCGCUCAUCCUCUACAACGCCAUCGACUCGCUCACGCGCAUCAUCCGCGCCCUCAGCACGCUCAAGAUCGACUUCCACAACCAGGACCGCGCCUAUGAUGCCGUGCAGCUCUUUGCCCUCACCGGGCCGGCGGAGAGCAAGGGCGAGAUCACGCCCGAGCUGCUGGGGGUCAUGAAGCGCCUUUGGGCCGACGCCGGUGUCCAGGAGUGCUUCUGUCGGUCCAAUGAGUACCACCUGGAGGACAACACCGCCUACUACCUGAACGAUCUGGACCGCAUCGCCGCCCUCGACUACAUCCCCACUGUGGAGGACAUCCUGCGCUCACGCGACAUGACCACGGGCAUCGUGGAGAACAAAUUCACCUUCAAGGAGCUCACCUUCAAGAUGGUGGACGUGGGCGGCCAGCGGUCCGAGAGGAAGAAGUGGAUCCACUGCUUCGAGGGCGUGACGGCCAUUAUCUUCUGCGUGGAGCUCAGCGGCUACGACCUCAAGUUGUACGAGGACAACCAGACGAGUCGCAUGGCAGAGAGUCUCCGGCUCUUUGACUCCAUCUGCAACAACAACUGGUUCAUCAACACUUCGCUCAUCCUCUUCCUCAACAAGAAGGACCUGCUGGCGGAGAAGAUCAAGCGGAUCCCGCUGACGGUCGGCUUCGCUGACUACAAGGGCCAGAACAGCUAUGAGGAGGCGGCCGUCUACAUCCAGCGCCAGUUCGAGGACCUGAACCGCAACAAGGAGACCAAGGAAAUCUACUCACACUUCACCUGCGCCACCGACACCAGCAACAUCCAGUUUGUGUUUGAUGCCGUCACCGAUGUCAUCAUCCAGAACAAUCUGAAGUACAUUGGACUCUGCUAGGACAGGAGCACAGUGGGGGGGAAAUGGAAUAGCCCCAGCCUGGCCUUGGUGCAGGCAGGUUGAUGUGGGGGUGGGGGAUCAUACUGGUCAAGGGGGGGGAGUGAAGCAGAGGUUAAACAGUGUCACAUGCAGUUGUCCUGUCUGUAAAUGAAUGUUGGGUUGGUGGAGGCUGACUGGGCUUUGGAGGGGUCAAAGGUCAGGGGUCAGAGUGCUGUCGAAAAGGCAGCCACAUGCUGCCUGACCUUUCAUCCUGCUGGAUGGAGUGGGAGCCGACGACCGUGUGCCCUCCCUGCAGCUCGGGUCAUCUCACUAAAUCAGUGCUGCCUUACAGAAAAACAGGACUUCUUUUUGUUUAACGUCGGACAUCUCGUUUGACUUCAGGUGGCAAAGGAGGACAGGCUGUCAUGGUGCACGGGGGAGGGGGGGGCAGGUCUGAAGCAGACCUGCAGAUGUGACCGCAUCCCCCCCCCCCUAUAUCCGUGGCAAUCCAGAAUUAGAGCAGCCGACCGUCGGACACGUAUUUGGGUGGAAGGUUACAAAGGAUGCUGGGAGAUUUUUUUUCUUUUUCAAUCCUUUGACCUUUGUUUAAUUUUUUUACUUAAAUGUGCAUCAGACCUGCCUUUUUCAGUUUCAUUUUGACUUUCUGUUGUCCUCCUCUAGUGCUUUCCAGCUCAUACCAGACAGAAGUGCCAAUUUCCACGUCCAGAGGGAGCCACACAAACGUCCCGGAAAUCGUUUUUUAAUCUGAUAAGGCAGGACGGGGGAGGGGGGAUGCAUGAUGUCUUACAGUUGAGACGUUUACCCUUUAAUUUGGUUUGUUGUGUUUUACUUUAACAAAUUGUCCUGAAGAUGUAAUAUCAGAAAACAAACACUGAAUUGUACAGCUGUAAUCUGAAAGGUAUAUAUUGGUAUUGAGCUUGACAAUGAGUAUAGACAUUGAUACUGAUGGCAGUAUUGUGACACGUCUUGAUAUUUGGUUUUGGUUCCAUCACUGACACCAGUAAUAGUAUCUGUAUAGAUGCUGAUGCUGAAGACUUUGUCGUUGGUUGUUCAUGUACAACGAUGAGACUGAUGCUGGGUGGGAUUUAAAAGGAUUUCCUGAAAUGAUCUAAGAAUACUGAAGGCAUCACAGGAAAAUGGUGUCAUUCCAAAACCAAGCAUGAUAAGAUGCAGGG